Molecule: messenger RNA, 2371 nt
Organism: Colletotrichum destructivum
Lineage: Eukaryota; Fungi; Ascomycota; Sordariomycetes; Glomerellales; Glomerellaceae
Exons: 1
Coding region: 369-2123 (584 amino acids)
Source: RefSeq, a predicted model, not a curated record
CUCUUACAGAUGACAGGAAUAGCCAUGGGGCCCUUUUGCCCUUUUUCUCUGGGAGGGGGGGCCACCAUCUUCGCCCUCCAAGUCUCUCGUCACCGUGGAAUCCAUCAACCAUCAUGCAAGUGCUACCGCUUUGCAGGAGUCGUGCCUGGGGGCUCCAGCAAGUCAGCGUCGAGAGCACACGGCCAGCGCCGGUCUCGACGCACUGCCGAACCUCACCAGCCGCUAUAUACCCCCUUUGUGCGCCGCAUAUCCAUGCCUUUUCAUGUAACUUCUCAUCGCAAUGUGUUUCGGACCCUCCACCAGGAGGCAAGAUCAUCAAAGCUGGAUUUGACUUUUAAAAAGAGUUGCGGUGCCCUCACCACCUCACCAUGAAACUCGUCCAAGCCCUUCUUAACUCUCGCCCUCGACUUCGAUUUCGAUUCUCGUCCCUCGCUCUCUUCUCUUUCCUCUUCUUGGUCUGUAGUCCUGCCACCUCGCAUGCAGCCCCGUCUGUCCGCGAGACUCGCAACAUCAAUCACAACAACCCAUUGAACAUUGAUUGGGAUCCCGCACCGUCACCCGAGGACGGACCUCCAGCAUCGGCCGGUGCCUUGAGAGAUCCCGCCUACAUCCCUUACCAGGUCGGCGCCAUCGUCGGCUCGUACGGAGUUUCCUUGGUGCUGGUCGCCGUUUUCCUGCUCAUCCUCUCCAAAAGACGUCGCGAGGCCUUAUCUGCCGCCAACCAGGAGAUCGAGGUCGACUUCGACGAGCUUGAGCCCAAGUCGCCGCCGCCAAAACUUACGCUACAUGUGCCAAGCUCUCUCAGGAGUAUACCACGGAGCCCAGUUCGCAACUUUUCGUAUCCCUCAGCGGACGAGUAUUACACGCCCGAGUACCCGACACCCCAGACACCAUACGUCACCCCGACACCCACGUCAACGCUUCACGCACCCGGUGUAGAUUUUACCGUAGACCAACGAGUGGUCGCCCAAGACAAGAAAAUGGCGCAGUCACAGCUCGAGGAGAUGUACAAGUACGUGAUGGAGCAGGAGGAGGCCAAGGCGCAGGGAAUCAAGCUGGAGGAGCCGCCGCGGGCGCUCUCCAGCCACCCACCACAGCUGCAGACACCGUCGCAUGCCAGCUUCAGCAGAUCGUCCGUCAGGAAGGAGAAGCACAAGCCGGGUAACCUGAACCUCGUCGAGGGCAAGCCGGAGGGCAAGCCGGGGGGCAAGUUGGAGGGCAAUCCAGAGGAGAAGCCGGGGGAGAAGCCGGAGAAGAAGCAGUCGAGGGCAUCGUCCAUCUUUGCCGCCCUGCGCUCGCCCAAGAAGACCAAGGAGGUUAGGGCCGUCAACAUCUCAUCGCCCAUCAUGACGCCCAUGACGGGCACUUUCCCGCGCCAUGAGUCGCAGGAGAUGAACGCCAUCCAGCCUCGGCAGUACGCGCCGCCGCCGCCGCCUUCGUUGCCUAGCCAUCAUCACAUGUCGUACGGGGGUGUGCACCACAACAACGGACAGAUGUCGCCCGUCAGUCCGGAACACUCGCCCGAGAGCACGCAGAGCAUCGACGAGCGGAUCGGCGGGCACAUCCCCAUCGGUAUCGAUCACGUCCGCCACCCUUCGGCGGCGCUGUCCGAGAGGGAUCCGAACUCGGCCGUGUCGGAUAGGUCGACGGCCCCACUCAUUGGGCUGCCGUCGACCCCAAAGCCGGGCGCACGGUUCUCCACCUCCACCCUCCCGGCAUCCCCGAGACCGGGGGCAUCGUUUCAGAUCCCUCCCCCGCCGGGGGCCGGUGGAGGUGGUGGUGGUGGUGGUGGUGGUGGUGGGUACCGGUCCAAAGCGCCCUCGGCGGUGCGGACCGGCGGGGCGCUGCCGCUGCGCGCGUACGAGCCCGCGCUGAACUCGCCGUCGCAGUCGUCACAGACGACCAAGCAGACGGUGUUCACGCGUACGGGGCCGCUGUCGCCGUCCGGGGCGCGGACGCCGGCGACGGGGAUGGCGGUGCCGUACUCGCCCUACCAGCCCUUCACGCCGUGCGUACCCAUGACGCCGUCGCUAGUGACCAAGGCGGACCGCAAGCGGAUGAAGAAGCUGGAGCCCAAGACACCGACGAGGGAGAUGGUCAGGAGCGAGGAAGACAUCUGGUAAAUUGGAAUAGGGGCGGUGGUUAGAAAAAGGGAAAUACCAAAUAGACUGUAGGAUCGUGGGAUCAGGGUGCCUGGCGGGCGACCGUAGGUAUAAUGCUUUGACGAAAUUUCCCUUCUUUUCCUUUCUUGUCUUUUCCGUUUGCUUCUCUCUCUUCUUGAUUCGUCGGGUAGACAGAUACACACAGAAUGAAAAUGCCGGUUUUUGGCGUCAUCUCUGUCAAUGGUUCUUCUCACUGACCUACACACGUA